AUGGGCGUUGCUGUGAUCCUGAACCUUGUCGUGACGGUCAUCAUCAACUCCUUCUGGGACGAGUACAAGAACACCAACAAGCCUGCCCUCGCACAGAGGCAGCUCCACGCCGACGCCGCCGCCUCGGCGCGCUACCGCCCGAACCCUUCGGGCCGCGGGCCUUCGCCCCGCCGCCCCGCGGCCGGCGGCGGCGGCGGCGGCGACGGCGACGGUUUCGGCGACACUUGUCCCGAAGGCGCGGAAGCAACAGCGGCGGCGGCGGCGACAGGGGAGAAUGGUGGGAGGGAUGGCUCUGAGAGGAGAGGGGUGUUGGCGGCGGGGGAGGGUGGAGAUGGAGCGGCGGGCGGCGACGGCCGUGGCGGCACCGGCACCGGCACCGCCAGAAACACACCUCACUUGCCGUCGGCUAGGGGGGGUUGGGGUUGGCAAGGAGUUUCUCUGGCGGACGAGGAGGAGGCGGUAGGUUCGAGCGAGCCGCCGAGCCGACGGGGGUCGAGAGAAGGGAGCGGCAACUUGCUGCACGGCGGCGGCGGCGGCGGCGGCGGCGGCGGCGGCGGUGCCAGCCAGCACCUGGUCCUGCCGAGUGGAGAAGAGGCGGGCAUGGACGCCGAGAGGAAUGUCGCGAGGAGGGCGUCGAGGAAGCGGUUGGACGUGAGCGGGAUCACGUAGUUUUCGUCAUGGUUUGUUGGUUGUGACUAGUGGUUUGUCGUCGUCGUUGUAAUUGUCGUUGUGGUUGUCGUCCCGGUUUUGUCCGGCGAGAUGUUGGUAAAGAGGGGAGGGGAUAGGCCAGUUUGUGCGCGUACAGGCUACUUGUUGGUACAAGAGGGAGAUUAGGAAAAAGAGGGGAGUUUGUGUGCAUGAAGGGUACUUGGUCCUCACCUUCUCGCAAGGGCGCUUCAGGUCAUCCUUGUCAAUACUGCUUGUUUUGUGUGUGUGUUUUUUUAUUGCGUAAGUCAACCCUAGGGCUUUUGUUCUUGUUUUUUGGCAUAAGUCAACGUUAAGAGUGAGAGGGAGGGAUGUGUGCACGGAAAAUGUGGUGAAUACUUUCGGUGGGUGAGGUGCGAUAGCUUUGCGUUUCGGUUGUGUUCCGUUUGGUUGAAGGGGCUUUGGAGGCUUUUGGGUGUCCUAAGGCGUUGGAGGAUACUUCUAGAACCGGGAGGCAUGGAGAGGGGCGUGCAUUAGAUUUUGCGGCCACCCAUGAGCCAUAUCCGUGGUGCUUUGUCAGUGAAACUGUUAGGUUUGCACGUCUUACUCUUUCCUUGUUGGAGGACGUGUUUGUUAUUUAUUCCAGCUGUGCCCAUCGAACUUUUGUGUGAGAUUGGAUGGAAACCACCAGCCUAUGGUCAUGGUAUACUACCCCAGCACCCGUCUGAUGGGAGUAGAAAACUGCCGUACAAUACAGACGAAGGAUUGUUUUAGGAUUCAAAGAAUUGCGAGAGGCAGGCAAGAGAGCGAGCGAGUAGAGCGACAGAGACAGAGUUAGUGCAGUAUAAGAGAGACAGGCAAUGAUAGUUGAAUCUAAGACAGUGUCAAAGGAUUUUAGGAGACCACGAUUUUUCGUAGUUGUCGGGCCCGCCUCCUAGAGAACGGAAUCGAUGCGGGUGAUGGAUUUUUUGUUGGCAGCAUUUGGGGAUUGUUUGCGCCGUCAUCUACACACACACGAAGAAUCUGCCCGACGUAAGCAGCACACCUCGUGUGUACUUGUAUGCCUCCAACGAAUUCCCCUGCGCUACGGGGACAUGACACCAUGCAGUGGCUCUACGAUAAUGUUCAAGUUUAUCUC
This is a messenger RNA of Ectocarpus siliculosus, 1783 nucleotides long. NCBI's taxonomy places the organism in Eukaryota, Phaeophyceae, Ectocarpales, Ectocarpaceae. The record is from the annotation of a GenBank genome assembly.